Messenger RNA from Theobroma cacao (cacao), 656 nucleotides. Lineage: Eukaryota; Viridiplantae; Streptophyta; Magnoliopsida; Malvales; Malvaceae. The record is from RefSeq and is a predicted model, not a curated record.
UCUCAGCAACAAGGAGCAUAGAAUUUUAAAGAAACUCUUUUAAAUUCACAGAGAGAAAUCUUAUCAAGAGCUUUGAAGAGAACAAAAAGAGGUUUAGAAAUGUUUAGGCCUUUCCUCCAGAAAAUACGCAAGGGGUUCCAUGUCUCACUUUCCAGAGGACAAGCUGUCAUUAAUGAUGUUGAGGUCGAUGAAGAAAUAAACGUAGCUACACCAAUGUCAGAUGAUGUUGAGGCAGGAUAUUUUACGGUCUUUGCAGUUCAAGGAAAGGAAACGCAGAGGUUUGUCAUUGAACUAGACAACUUAACAAACCCUGCAUUCCUGAGUCUACUGGAGCAGGCUGGGGAAGAAUAUGGAUUCCAUCAAAAGGGGGUUCUUUCUCUCCCUUGUCGUCCGCAGGAACUGCAAAAGAUCCUACAAGACUGGGAAGCUGAGCAUGCUGAUACUGAAGGUUGGGCUACCUGUAAUGCUACAACAACAGAAGGCUACUAGCUUGGACAAACAACUGAAUUAAUUAAUUUGUUCCUUCUGUAGUCCAAGUAAAUAGAUCUUUGCUUGGAUUAGAUAGAUACGUAAUUUUUAAGCACUGUUUCUGUAAUGAUAAUUUAGUGGAGUUAGUAUUCAAGAAAAGGAUAUGGAAAUUAUUCAACGCAUUUCAA